AUGUUUCGGAUGUUCCUUCAGAGUUGAAGAUAAAUACUUCCUAGUCCAAACCUCCCGCAGGACGACGGGGGAUGGGAGCGGGCAGGGUUUGAACCCGGGACCAUCGAUAAAUCUGAAUGACAGUCCAGCGUGCAAUCCGCAUGACCAGGCAGCCAUCCAAGGGCAGGAUGCAUUCAUGAGGACACUUAAAUGAUGUCAGAAUCCAGGGACACCACUAGGAAACAGACCCAGCAUGAAGCAGAGGAGUCUCCGACUGAAAGUGCAGCGCAAGAUCUACUCAGAGAACAUGAAAAAUUAGACUCUCUCUUAUGCUUGAUCCCUCGCAAGGCUCAGCAUGGUAUUCUGAUGUCAUGUGACCUGAUUUUGACAUGCAUCGAUGCAAACAGCCACUUUAUUGCUCUAGGGUCUAAUGUUGGGAUAAUAUUUCUUUUUGAUCGUAAACACCACACAAUACAAAAAUUCAAAUCUGCUAAUACUAGUGAUGUUAUCACUUCCGUUCGACUGCAUCAUGGGAUAGAUGAUCUCAUAGCCACUGGGACAGCCUCAGGAGAUGUUACAGUGUUCUGUAUGCCUGGCAUCACCUCCAUUCAGAAGAAACAGCUUCAGAAGUUUGAUGUGCUGGGACUGCAUCGACACUAUGUUACCUGCCUUGAGUGGAGUACCAAUGGGAUGAAGCUCUACAGUGGAGACAAGAAUGGUCAAGUGGUCACAACUGAAAUUGAUUUCUACAAGGGUCAGUGCUCAUCCAGCAUCUUGUUGAUAGAAGCCACCACUGAGAUCAUUCAGCUAGACUACAGACACAGGGCUUUGCUUGUAUCCACGCGCCAUCGAAGCUUCAUUAUUAGAUUGGAUUUAAAAUCUGAAAUAGUCAACAUUGGAAGUAAAGACAGAAAAAUCCCAGGUCCAUUCGGAGCAUGCUUUAUUCCUGGAUUGUGCAAGACAGAUGAUGCCAAGCUGUAUGCUGCGAGACCUGGCUGUCGACUCUGGCUGGCGGAUAUGAAAGGCGUUGUCAGCAACACCAUCAUCUUUUCUGACCCAAUGUCUUCAUCCAUUCCUGAGAUCCCGCUUCUGUCUGUUGGAAGGCUUCAGAUGGCCGGCCCGUCAGAAUUCCAGUUUGGAAACCUAAAAUGGCUAGGUAACAAUCAGAUUGUGACUUGGUCAAGCAGUGCCCUGGUUGUUCUUGACCCAGAAGCCAACCGGGUGGUUGCUAAACAAGGCAGGCUGAGUGGCAUUGUAGAUGCUGCUGUUGUGGAGGACACUGGGGAGAUUUUCUUACUGAGGCGACACGCCGAGGCCAGAGUUAUAAGAAUAGCCAGCAAGCCUGAGGCUAAACCAUAUAAAGAGGUUUUAAUGUCAACAUUAUUGGCCACUCAUGAUGAAAAACCCUGGACAAGUUUGAAAGAAGAGGAUAAGUCGGUGAAGGAAGCAGACGACAGCAUAAAUAGUACCUUGUCUUUUUUUAAGAAAUUGACCAUUCCACUGAAAAAAAACGACAAGCCUUUGAUUUCUGACAGUUUGGCAAAUCCAACUGCCAAUAUUCCAUCGGCUAUCUUGACAUCUAAUAAAGAAACAUCCCCAGAUCUGCCUCCCAUUGUAAAGAUUGCCUCCCCUGAACUCGAAGGUGUGAAGCUUUACACAGAAACAGAUUCUUCUGUGACUACUAACACUUCUAUAGUUUCUCCAACCAUUGCAGAAGCUCAUCCUGCCACUGUGUUGAAUGCCUAUCAUGAAACUCACCUUCCCAGCAUGCAAUAUUUAGAUCCAGAUGAGAGUAUUGUCUUCAAACACAAGGUCAAGAAAACAAAACGAAAGAAGCAUAAAACAGGGUCACGUGAAGGGAAAGAAAAAGACGAAGAUUCUGUCAGUCAAACUAGCCAAAUCUCAGACGACCUUUCUGUCACCAUGACACCAAACAACACCCCGGCUGUUGAUUCCCCGCUGGACACCUUAAAGAAAGCUGACGAUUUCCUUAAGCAUAUGGCCAGCAUUCUGCAAGAUGAUAGCCUGAAUCGGCAGCAAACAUGGGAGUCUGCUGAUCCAACUACUGCGGAAGAUGUGAUUACCAGUAUUGUAAAUGCUAAUGAAACAGCACACAAUUUGAACUUCGAAGAAACGCUGCAUGAUUUUGCUGAGCCUCAAACGAACUCGGCAGAGAAUAUUCAUGAAUCAGUGUUAAAACCUGAAGCUUGUUUAUUGGUUGAAGCUGAACAAGCUAAAUCACAAAGUGACAGCUUGCAUUGUGAUGUUAAUACUACAGAAGUAGAACCAUUGUAUUCUAAGAACACAGUUAAUGUCGUAGAGUCUGUUUCAGCCUAUUCAGAUGUUCCCAGGUCUUCCACUAAAAUCAGCGCUAGUUAUAAACUAGAGAACAGUGCCACACAAGCAGACAGUGCUGUAGAAUCCAACACUAUUAAUCGUAUGCCAGCUGAACCAGUUUGCUCAAGAAGCGAUAUUGAUAUCAUUGACACAGCAUUGGCUAAUAUAGAAAUGGCCAAGUCUGCAAUGAUAACUCAGGCUGUAACUAGGCCAAAUCUCGAAGACUCACAGAGCACAGAGGGGCAGAUAAAAAACAAACAGUUGUCUGGCUCUAAUGAUGAGUUCAGUGAGGUCAAGGCCAUUGAAGCCACUGACCCAUUUAGAAAAAAUUACAAACGAAACAGCGUGACAGACGAUUUUUAUUCACAUUUCCUGGACACGUCCCCGGAGUCUCCAGAAUCUCCUGUUUCUAAAACACCCCGCUCCCCAACUUCAGCACCCGUGAUACUGCCCCCGUUGGAUAAAAAUAGGCUUGAAAUGGGAGACAUUGCAAAGCGGUCGUUGGCCAAUACCUGGUCAGAGUUCACCACACCUGCCAACAUCUACAGCCUUGUGGUGAGCCACACCCACGUGUGGUUCACUGACAAGAGUGAAAACAUUUAUUACUCCUCUAUGGGUAGCCCUAAAGGGGUCGUCUGGCGGAAGGCCACUGGCAAAGCUAACCAGAUCUCUGUCUCACCUUCUGGCCACAUUGUGUGGCGGUUGCACCAUGGCGUGGUCCAUGCAGGAACCAAAAUCAACCUCCGACACCCAGAAGGCUUGAAGUGGGUGGAGGCGAUCAAAGAUGUGGAAACAAUGUGUGUGGAUGACAAGACUGCCUGGUAUGUGAAAAAAACUGGCGAGGUCAUGAUGCAGAAAGGUCUUUCGCACGAUCGUCCGUGCUACAAGUCCGUUGAGGUGAAGUGUCCCUACAGGCUCAAGCACAUUGUGUGUAGACAAGGCAUUGUUUGGGCCAUCACAGAGGGUCUCAAGUUGGUGGUCAGAACUGGCAUUUCUAACCACUGUCCUGAAGGACAAGAUUGGUUGCUUGAUAACAGGGAUCUGCCUCCAUAUUUGUUCUCCCAUGUGGCCAUAGAUCAUGAGAGGAUUGGCUGGGCAAUAGAUCUAGUUGGUCAAAUUUGGUUCUGUGAUGGAGUUAGCCAAGAGAACCCACUGGGCUCUGGAUUCUGGUGGCAGCUGCCGCUAAGUGAGUACAUACUCCAAGAUGAGACAACCCUGGACAUGAUUAAAGCUGUGGCCAAGAAGUUUGACCCCACCAAGCUAUCUUAUUUACUAAACACCAACAGGGGAGGUCUCAUUACUGCUGGCACCCAGGGUGUAUGGCUGGCUCUGGACUUUAGGAAUGUACUACAAGUCUGUAGAGGCAGUGUACAAGGUUAUCUUUGGUUACUGGCACAGCCUUCCCAGAUCUCUCCUUCUGUGCCUUGGAAACAUAUCUGUGCUAACAUUUCACAUUUAGACUGGGGCUUAGUUUGGGCUCAACUAACUAAAACAUCGGAGAUCUACACUUUCAAGCAAGCCCGUUCAAAGGCAACCAUGAUACCAGUGACAUCAAGUCAUGAGGAAUUUACUUGCAUCUCCGUGAGUCCAGUGGCAGCAUGGGCAUUGACGGACAAGGGAGCGGUCAAGGUCAGAGCUGGAAUGGGUCCACACUGUCCUCAAGGAAGCAGUUGGGUUGACCUCGACAUUUCACAGUUAGGCGAUGCCAAGUUUGUUCACUUAUCCUGCAAUUCUCUGUAUGUCUGGGCUGUUGAAGCCGAGGGUGUCAUCUAUCAGAGAAUAGGAGCUGGGGCUCCAGACGAGAACAACUUAAACCCUGUGUGGCUCCCGAUUGAAACAUUUGGAGAUAUUGUGUUUACCAGAGUUCAUGUUGGACCAUUAGACUGGAUGGUUUGGGCAAUAGACAAUCGUCGGCUGAUCUAUGUUAGAGCAGGCAUUAAAGAAGAUAUGCCAAUCGGUUUGGAGUGGAUACAUGUACCUGGAAUACAAGCCAUUGAUUUGGCUCUGACCAACUCUGGAGUUUGGGCCCUGACUUCAAAUGGAGAAAUUUUCUUCAGAUUUGGCAUCUCCAAAGAAAGACCUUAUGGUGACUACUGGAAGAAGAUACCUGGAAUCUUUAUUAAAAUUUCAGCGUCUGCUGCUGAUGAACUGUGGGGGAUUAACAGGGAGUGUCAGCUGAUGCAGUGCAGCUUGCGGAGCUUAACUCGCCAGCAUGAGACAGGAGAAGUGCCAGUGACGAGGCUGCAUAGCACUGACAGUUGUAGCGAGGACAUAGACUGGGAGAUUGUUUGAAUACUAACAUUGUAGUGAUAGAGCUCGGGAGGACAUCAAUGGGAGAUCCAAGAUGUAAUCAUUGUUUUGUGUAUUGCCAUAAAGUUGUGUUUUUUUGUCCCUUCAUUGCUCAGAUGUGUUUAUUUUAAUUUGAACCAAAGAGAAAUGAUACAAUACAAUUGUACAUUAACACAUUUUCACUUAUUUAUCACCAAAACCAUUGCUAAGAAAAUAGUAUCUUUCUGCAGUAAUGGAUGUGGGAAGCGUGGUCGAGAGGCUAAGUGCGCUUGAGCUUGGCUUGUCUUGGCUACCUAGAAGGGGCCUCGAGGUUCGACACCCGACUCGGGCAGAGUUGUGUUUACUGAGCGCCUAAAGGCAGCACGGAAAAACAACUCCUAGAUACCCCCUUGCUAUAAGCAUGAAAGUAGCGCUAUAUAAAAAGCUAUAAUAAUAAUAACAUUUUUCAACUAAAUAUUGAAGCUUUAAAAUCCCAAGGAACCAGUAUCUUAUGUUCAUAUGGUCAGUUUAUGUUUAUUCCGCAUACAAGUUGCAGUAUUUCUUUGCUUUAAAUUUUGUGUUUCAUUUGUGAAGCUUGGAUAAGAAACGUUUUAUUAAAUCUUGUUAAAUGUUAUGAUAAAGCUAUUCUUGCUGGGUAAUUGGCGCAACUCAUUAGAAUGAGGAAUUUUGAGAGAAUCUGAUAAAAAGAGACUUAAAAUUUUCUAAAUGGAAAUCUGGUAUGCUUAGGUGGGUGCGCACAAACAGUAUCCAAGUCUAGCCUUUUGUGUGAUUUUCUAUUAAGUGCAAUUUUGUUUAGUAUUUAAGAUUUUAAAUUAAUUUUUUCCUUCUAAAAGAAUGUAUUUUUACAUGUCUAAAAAAUUGUAACAAUCCUUUUUUUUUUCUUUUUAAAAGAUUGCAGUUUUUAUAUAUAUUUUGUUUUAACUUACUAUAUGUGUUGUUAUAUUUUUUUAUUUACCAGAAAUAUUUAAUGUUUUCAGCAGGUUUGAUGUCAUUUGAAUAUUUUUCCCUUUCUUUUGUGAUCAUUUCAAAAUAGAUUGAAAUCAAGAUGAUUUAUAGCUAUUGAGAGGAAUAUGUCAGAUAUCGUUUAAUUAUUCCUAAGCAAUCUUCAAAUUUUAGGUCAUCAUUUGGAGAUAGAGUUGUCUUAACUUACAUCUCAGGAGUUUAUUAAUAGAAUUAAUCGCUAAAUAAAAUACAGAGAGCUUUACA
Molecule: messenger RNA, 5811 nt
Organism: Biomphalaria glabrata
Lineage: Eukaryota; Metazoa; Mollusca; Gastropoda; Planorbidae
Product: tectonin beta-propeller repeat-containing protein 2-like
Exons: 19
Coding region: 190-4608 (1472 amino acids)
Molecular function (GO): protein binding
Source: RefSeq, a predicted model, not a curated record